AUGUCCAACUCGCGCGCGUCCUCCCACGGUGCCAGCGGCGGCGUGGCGGUAACGCCGUCGAUGUCCGCGUCGGCCAUCGUCGCCAAGGGGGCGACCGGGUCGCACGUCCUCAAGAUCGACGGCUACUCCCGCAUGAAGGGACUCUACAUUGGCAAAUUCAUUACGUCGAGGUCGUUCCAAGUCGGAGGCCAUCGCUGGUGCCUGCGAUACUACCCCAACAGUCGAGACUUCGUACGAUACGCCGGCUGGAUAUCGAUCGUACUCUGUCUUGAUCCCAGCGAGGUCGGUGAAGUCACGGCAGAGUACAAGAUCAGCUUGCUCGACAAAAAAGGCCGCCCAGUGCCACGCUUCGUCCGGGAAAGCAAAACCUUGACAUUCUCCGGGAAGCAAGAGCCACAUAUCACCGAUUCCUACCACCUCAUCACUAAGGCAGAACUGGGGAGUCUACCUUACCUGAAGGAUGAUGCUUUCAGCGUGAGGUGCGAUAUCACCGUGGUGAUGGGGAUCGUCACGGAGGACCUUGUGGUUCCCGCCGUCGAGCGUGGUAUCAAGAAAAAGACCUUCUAA
This is a messenger RNA of Aegilops tauschii subsp. strangulata, 567 nucleotides long. Its product is annotated as BTB/POZ and MATH domain-containing protein 4-like. Gene Ontology annotation, molecular function: protein binding. NCBI's taxonomy places the organism in Eukaryota, Viridiplantae, Streptophyta, Magnoliopsida, Poales, Poaceae. Gene Ontology annotation, biological process: protein ubiquitination. The record is from RefSeq and is a predicted model, not a curated record.